AUGAUGUCUUGUAAUACUCUCUCUUAAGCAUCUUCCGACUCCUCUCUCUCUCUAAAGCUGGUAUCUCUUUCUCUCUCUAAGGGAACGAUGUCGUCGGACGACGAAGGAGGAGAAGAGUACCUGUUUAAGAUAGUGAUCAUCGGCGACUCGGCGGUUGGUAAAUCCAACCUUCUCUCUCGGUACGCCCGAAACGAGUUCAACGCCAAUUCGAAGGCCACGAUCGGCGUCGAGUUCCAGACUCGGAGCAUGGAGAUCGAAGGUAAGGAGGUCAAGGCUCAGAUUGGGGAUACGGCGGGUCAGGAGCGAUUCCGAGCCGUCACCUCCGCCUACUAUCGCGGCGCUGUCGGAGCCCUCCUCGUCUACGACAUCAGCCGCCGCACCACCUUCGAGAGCGUCGGUCGCUGGCUCGAUGAACUCAAGACUCAUUCGGAUACUACAGUAGUGAGGCUGCUGGUGGGCAACAAAAGCGACUUAGAAAAUGUAAGAGCGGUGAGCAUGGAGGAAGGGAAAGCCUUAGCCGAAUCUGAGGGACUCUUCUUCAUGGAGACGUCGGCUCUGGAUUCAACUAACGUCAAGAGAGCUUUUGAGAGGGUUAUCCGAGAGAUCUACGAUAACUUGAGCCGCAAGCAACUCAACUCCGACACAUACAAAGCCAAACUGACCGUGGACCGGGUAAGUCUCGUUAAGAAUGACAAAGAUGGCUCCAAACAAGGCUUCGGGUUCUCUUGCUGCUCCCGUUGAUGCUGUUUGCUUCAUUUGUUUUUCCUUUCUUAUUUAUAAAUUUUGAUAUGCUUUGUUUCUUUUUUUAAAACCUCAUAGAGAAGCCCAAUUUCAUAAUUAUAAUUUCGAGUGACAGGAUUGAUACCAACAUCUGUGUUGUAUUCUUGUAUUUAAAUCAAUGCAUUAUAGUUUUCCUUGUUA
Tarenaya hassleriana is the source of this 921-nucleotide messenger RNA. RefSeq names its product ras-related protein RABA5d-like. The transcript has 3 exons. Gene Ontology annotation, cellular component: endosome. The coding region runs from base 88 to 741 and encodes 217 amino acids. NCBI's taxonomy places the organism in Eukaryota, Viridiplantae, Streptophyta, Magnoliopsida, Brassicales, Cleomaceae. Gene Ontology annotation, molecular function: GTPase activity; GTP binding. The record is from RefSeq and is a predicted model, not a curated record.